UAUUAGUACCAUUUCUUCUUCUUUUCUAAUUUCUUCCGUGUUGAGAUCUUUCCUCUUUCUAGAUUCUGCAAUCAGAACUCAGGAGGACUUCUGAUCGACGAGUAUAAUACGGCUGAUUGAUUGAUCAAUCGAUUAGGGAGGAGAAGAUAAAAGUGAUAGCUUCUGGGGUUACCAAAUUCAUCACCAUGUCGAUGUCUGAUUCCGACACGUCGUCUCAGGGGAGUGAGUACAAGAAUUUCCGCCAAAUUACUCGCGACAGAUUAUUAUAUGAAAUGCUUCGGUCAGCCAAAACAGGGGACUCAAAGUCAAGUUGGAAGGUACUCAUCAUGGACAAGGUAACAGUUAAAAUAAUGUCUUAUGCAUGCAAGAUGGCAGAUAUCACCGAGGAAGGAGUUUCAUUGGUGGAAGACAUACAUAAGCGGAGACAACCAUUGCCGACCAUGGAUGCCAUAUAUUUCAUCCAACCAACCAAAGAAAAUAUUGUUAUCUUCCUUUCGGAUAUGUCUGGAAGAUCGCCAUUGUACAGAAAGGCAUUCGUCUUCUUUAGCUCACCUGUUGCCCGAGAAUUGGUCAGUCACAUAAAGAGAGAUGGAAGUGUUUUAUCUCGCAUUGGUGCCUUGAGAGAGAUGAACUUGGAGUAUUUUGCUAUAGAUAGCCAGGGUUUUGUCACUGACAAUGAAAGAGCCCUUGAGGAACUCUUUGGGGACGAAGAAAGCUCUCGCAAAGGUGAUGCAUGUUUGAACUUGAUGGCUACCCGAAUAGCUACAGUAUUUGCGUCACUGCGGGAGUUUCCAUUUGUGCGUUAUCGUGCGGCCAAAUCCCUUGAUCCUACUACAAUGACAACUUUCCGUGAUCUAAUUCCUACAAAGCUAGCUGCUGGUGUUUGGAACUGUCUUACGAAAUAUAAGACCAACCUCCCUAACUUCCCUCAGUCAGAGACAUGCGAACUGCUUAUCUUAGACAGAUCAAUCGACCAGAUUGCUCCAAUUAUACAUGAAUGGACAUAUGAUGCUAUGUGCCAUGACUUACUAAAUAUGGAAGGAAAUAAAUAUGUCCAUGAGGUUCCAAGCAAAACCAGUGGUGUACCCGAGAAGAAAGAGGUCCUUUUGGAGGAUCAUGACCCUAUCUGGCUUGAGCUCCGCCAUGCACAUAUAGCUGAUGCGAGUGAACGGCUGCAUGAGAAGAUGACAAACUUUGUAUCUAAAAAUAAAGCUGCACAGAUCCAUGGUUCAAGAGUUGGUAGCGAGCUGUCGACUCGGGACUUGCAAAGGAUGGUUCAAGCAUUGCCUCAGUAUAGCGAACAAAUUGAGAAGCUCUCCCUCCAUGUUGAUAUUGCUGGCAAAAUUAACAAAAUUAUCAGAGAAAUGGGGCUAAAAGAAGUUGGGCAACUAGAGCAGGACCUUGUGUUUGGAGAUGCAGGCACAAAAGACCUUAUUAAUUUUCUUAGAGUAAAUGAGGAUGUCUCGCGUGAAAAUAAGUUGCGAUUGCUGAUGAUUUAUGCAGCUGUUUAUCCUGAGAAGUUUGAGGAUGACAAAAUCUCCAAACUGAUGGAGUUGGCUAGACUACCACCAGAUGAUAUGACUGCUGUUUAUAAUAUGAGAUUGCUAGAGCCAUCAUCAGACACCAAAAAAAGCUCUCUGCCAUUUUCUCUUAAGUUUGAUGUUCACAAGAAGAAGCACGCUGCUCGAAAGGAUCGCCCUGGUGAAGAAGUGACGUGGCAGUUAUCACGAUUUUACCCUAUAAUAGAGGAGCUUGUUGAAAAACUCAGUAAACGUGAACUACCUAAGGAUGAAUAUCCAUGUAUGAAUGACCCUAGCCCAACUUUUCAUGGAACGUCUCAGGCUGCAUCUCUAAGGACAGGUCAAGCCCCGGCUCCUCAUUCAAUGAGAUCAAGAAGAACUGCAACAUGGGCUCGUCCCCGAAACUCCGAUGACGGGUAUUCGAGUGAUUCAAUUUUAAGGCAUGCCUCUAGUGAUUUCAAGAAGAUGGGUCAGCGGAUUUUUGUGUUUAUUGUUGGCGGGGCGACACGAUCUGAGCUAAGAGUUUGCCAUAAGUUAUCAACGAAGUUGAAACGAGAAAUUGUUUUGGGCUCGUCCAGUCUAGAUGAUCCCCCGGAAUUUAUUACGAAGUUAAAGCUGAUGACGGCAAAUGAAUUGUCAUUAGAUGAUCUUCAGAUCUAGAUGACUGUGUCUGGUAAAGCUGGAUAUACAUUUUUAAGCUGACUGCUUUCCAUUUGUAAUUUGAUGGAUACAUAUACUUACAUGUCUCUCUCUACUAUUUUUCCAUUUCCCCUUAGUUUGAGAUUGCCAUUUCCCUGCCCAGAAAGGCGCUCAAAGGCCAUGUGUUGUAAUUUAUUCGUUGCGGUUGUCUCGCAGUCCAGUGUCCAGAGUGUGUAAGUAUUCUUUCAGGUGGUCCAAGACUGCAAAUCCUCACAGUUCAAGAUGACUUUUUAAUGUUGUGCUUUAUCUCAUUCAUUCUUGCCAAGCCCAUACAUCAUUGCUCAAAUAUUCACCUCCAUUUCUCUGUAUCAUAAGGGUUUAGUUUUUCACUCGUUCAAUUCAUGUUCAUAUCAAGUUCAGUUACUGUUGGAUGAGUAAGAGAAACGAGGAGGAGCUGAACCUCUUAGCAGUAGGCCAGCUUAUGGUGGUGUCAUGGUAAAGUGCCCUUCGUGUUGGUGCUAUGGUUUUGAGAAAUGAAUCUUUUGACACGAUAAAUGCCAUCUUUCUUUCUUUUGUGAAUUUUUGGCAUGUCGCGGCUGAACUUACUUGAAUACUCUUUAAGUGGGAUCAUGCGGCAGUGGAUUAUACCUAGUAGCAUUAUCACGUCGCUUGAUGAUAUUACAGAAAACUUAAUAGAACA
This is a messenger RNA of Sesamum indicum (sesame), 2859 nucleotides long. The record is from RefSeq and is a predicted model, not a curated record. Lineage: Eukaryota; Viridiplantae; Streptophyta; Magnoliopsida; Lamiales; Pedaliaceae.